AUGUCGUCUCUAUCAUCCUCACGUGUGUUUUUUGACAUGGAUGUUCAACCAACCAGGGAAUAUCUUGCUUGGUUUGAAUCAAACAUGGAUGUUGCUAAUAGAGUUAACGCUGAAAUUGUCACCAAGGCUGAGACAGCUACUAUAGGGGAAUUAAUCUCUUACAUGCAGAAGAAAGAGGCAAAGGUUGCUUGGUUCGAGUGUACAGCCGCUAUUGAUGAUGUUGUGCGUGGUUGUGCAUGGUAUUAUAUUUCUUGUGGUGAGUGCAAGACUAAAGCAACCAAAGGGCCUACCACACUUAUGUGUAAAAAGUGUGGAAAGACUGAGAUUGUCGGUGUUGCAGAGUAUCUCACCAAGAUCUCUGUCUAUGAUAACACUGAUCAUGCAAGCUUUGUGCUACUCGGGGAUGCUGGGCAUGAGUUGAGUGGGAAGAAAGCCUUAGAAUUGGUUGAGAGCUACUUUGAGGCCAAUGAAAGCGUGGAAGAUGGUCACAUGGUCCCGGUGCCACAAGCCCUGAUUGCUACCAUUGGACAGACUCGCACGUUCGUUAUUAAGGUAUCAAAGCACAACCUGGAUGGGAAGACUCAAGCUUUGACUGUCACCAAAGUUCUCCCUCUCAGAGUUCCAGCACUUGAAGGCACCAUAGAAGAGACGUUGAUGAUGGACCUGCUGAUGAAAGGGAUGAAGCUGCAGGUGUGA
Raphanus sativus (radish) is the source of this 696-nucleotide messenger RNA. RefSeq lists its product as uncharacterized. Gene Ontology annotation, biological process: DNA recombination; DNA repair; DNA replication. The coding region runs from base 1 to 696 and encodes 231 amino acids. Lineage: Eukaryota; Viridiplantae; Streptophyta; Magnoliopsida; Brassicales; Brassicaceae. The transcript has 5 exons. Gene Ontology annotation, molecular function: DNA binding. Gene Ontology annotation, cellular component: nucleus. The record is from RefSeq and is a predicted model, not a curated record.